AUGAAUUAUACCAACACCUGGGCUUCACACCUAUCUACAGGGAGCAUGACAGCCCAAAUACUUCCCUACGCUGUGGGCUUUCUUCUCGCUUGGCCCGUACUAACUACAACCCUACGGUUCCAUCGUCUACGCAAGCUCCACAAGCAAUUUGCCUACCUAACGCGGGAGUCGAUGUCCAAAAUGACCAUUGAAGAAGCCUUUCAAAUUCAAAAACAAAUCGCGUGGCUCGAAUUCCCAUUCACAUUCGGCAAGAGCUUCCAAUUCGCCUUAUUCCGGACCUACGGCAUUCCCUCAAUCUCCACACUCCUCGUAAAAACAAGCCAAUUCUCCAGCCCAGAAACCUCCCUCAAGCGGUACACAGAUACCCGCGUCCUCAUGCAAGAAGUGAUCGGUAACAACCCGACUUCCGCACGCGCACACCUCGGUCUUGCACGGACGCACUACCUACAUAGCGGAUAUAGGGCCUCCGGUAAGAUCCUCGAUGACGAUAUGCUUUUCACGCUAGCGCUAUUUGCACUCCAGCCGAUUCGGUUCAUCAAUCGUUACGAGUGGCGCCAGCUGACUGACCUGGAGCGUUGUGCUAUCGCGACUUUCUGGAAGAGUGUGGGUGAUGGGCUUGAUAUUAGCUAUGAAAAACUCCCGUCUGGUAAGAACGGGUUCCGGGAUGGGCUCCAGUGGCUUGAGGAGAUCGAUGCUUGGAGUGAAGAGUAUGAGGCGAGGUUUAUGGUGCCUGAUAAUAAGAAUCGUGAGACGGCGGAUCAGACUACUGCUGUGCUGGCUUACACGCUGCCUAAAAUAUUCCAUCCGGCUGCGUUCCAGGUCGUUUCGUUCAUGAUGGAUGACAGGCUUAGGAAGGCGAUGUAUUAUGAUCCUCCCUCCGCAUUCUACUCGGCACUCUUGUCAGCUAUACUCACAGCUCGCAAGCUUUUCCUCCGCUAUCUAGCUCUACCACGACCGUACUUCUUGCGCGCUACCUUGUUCACCGAGGAGCCGGAUCAAAACAACCGCUUCUUCCUCACCCAGUGGGAUGCCGCGCCGUACUAUGUCAAGCCCACGUUCUGGAACCGCUGGGGACCGAUGGCGUGGCUGAGUUGGGCUCUAGGGCGGCCUCUGCCUGGCGAUGAGGGAGAUAAGUAUUAUCCUACAGGAUAUAGUAUUGCGGAUGUUGGACCAAAGCAAUUUGAAAGGAAGGGGAGGAAGCAGAUGGAUGAGAUUCUAUUGGAGUUAAAGGAGCAUCGGACUGGCAAAUGUCCUUUUCACUGA
Molecule: messenger RNA, 1263 nt
Organism: Penicillium digitatum Pd1
Lineage: Eukaryota; Fungi; Ascomycota; Eurotiomycetes; Eurotiales; Aspergillaceae
Molecular function (GO): oxidoreductase activity
Source: RefSeq, a predicted model, not a curated record